Messenger RNA from Xenopus tropicalis (tropical clawed frog), 2186 nucleotides. RefSeq names its product ring finger protein 115 (gene rnf115). Gene Ontology annotation, molecular function: ubiquitin protein ligase activity. Gene Ontology annotation, biological process: protein polyubiquitination. The record is from RefSeq and is marked provisional. NCBI's taxonomy places the organism in Eukaryota, Metazoa, Chordata, Amphibia, Anura, Pipidae.
CGCCGUGCGGGGUCACUCUUGCCUCACAAGCCCCGAUAUUGGGAGGGGUUGAUUGGAAGACUCGCUGGUGUUGGAGGGGAUAGAGCGCCGCCGUACGAUAGGAGACGUUCGUGUAGGCGAGUCGGCGGUGCUGGGAGGACUGACGUGACGCGGUUCCCAGCAGCAGCAGCCGGAGCUGGGGGAGAGCGGGUAGGGAUCAUGGCGGAGGCGGCAGCGGUGUCUCAGCAUCGGUUCUUCUGCCAUCACUGUAAGGGGGAGGUCAACCCCAAGCUGCCGGAGUAUAUCUGCCCCAGAUGUGACUCUGGAUUCAUCGAGGAGGUGACGGAGGAAUCCAGUUUCCUAGACUCCAGUGGAAGCGCCCUCGAUGACAGUUCCCCCGCACAGUUCACAGAGCUCUGGGACCAUUUAGACCAAGCGAUGUUCAUCCCCGACUUCCGACAUUUCCUGAGCAGCAGCAGCUCUUUAGAUCAAGAUGGCCGAGACCACGAGCGGGGCCACCCGGCCCAUACGGAGCUGAGGCUGACCCGCCGGCCCCCCAGGCAGCCAAUGACGCGGUAUAGAUCCCGGGUCAGCUCGCGCCCCGACCGCUCUCCGGCCAUUGAAGGCAUCAUCCAACAGAUCUUUGCCGGAGUAUUCGCAAACCCGCCCUUUCCGGGGUCACCACAUCCCCUCUCUUGGAGUGGGAUGCUGCAUUCGAAUCCGGGGGACUACGCGUGGGGCCAGAGCGGGUUGGACUCCAUCGUCACACAGCUACUGGGGCAGCUGGAAAACACCGGUCCUCCCCCGGCCGACAAAGACAAGAUUGUGUCCCUCCCGACUGUCACUGUAACCCGGGAGCAAGUGGCAAUGGGCCUGGAGUGCCCAGUGUGCAAAGAGGAUUACGCCAUAGAAGAACAAGUAAGGCAGUUACCCUGCAACCAUUUCUUCCACGGAGACUGCAUCGUGCCUUGGCUUGAACUGCACGACACGUGCCCCGUUUGCCGAAAGAGCCUGAACGGCGAGGACUCGACGAGACAAGCCCCCAGUUCCGAGGCGUCCGGUAGCAACAACUUCAGCAGCGACAGCCCCGACCGAUGGACCUUCUGAACCCCGCGCCGUCAGCCCUCACUCUAAGGCAUGUAUAUUAUAUAAGAAGAGGGGGGGGAAGCCUGUUGGGGGGUUCAUUUUGGGGGAGGAAACAGCCACCAGUACUACAGAACCCCCCCCCCCCCCCAUCACUUCCUAAAUGAAACUCCCUUCUGCGGAAUGACUGGGUCCAGCUGCUUCGCUCCAAUGUCUCGCCCUCUACCCACCCCAUAUCUUCCCCCCCGAUCAUCGAUCAGCUGCUGCUUUUAUCUGCUCGGAAAGUGCCAUUGAGCAUUUAUACAGUAUCCUUCCGCCAAUCGGCGACCCCCCCAAGGCAGGAUUUGGAAGCAGUUCUGAUGUUGCCUGCGGCGCCACAGACUCUGCGUCUCCUCCGAGACCAAAAUAAAGGAACGGGGCGGGGAAAUCAUUUCAGCCAACCACAGUGAUUCCUCAGCGCCGCUCGCCGCCUCAUUAUCUCGUGGUGUAUCUGUAGAGCCAUUCGAUUCAAGGUGUCUGUCCGUAUCCAUUGGCCCCUCCCAUCCGCAAAGCCACUGAUGGGGGGCGGGGAGUUGUUGGGUUCUAGACUUUUACACCCCUUGCACUUAACUCUGCACCCCCCCAUUGGAAAUCCGGAACUGUAAAGACCCCCCCCCCCGGAACAUUGCCGGCAAACUCUUAAUGACCAUGACAUUUGUACAUGUGGGUGGGGCCUCGGCCGUCCCAAUAAACAACUGGAUUGGCGGUUGGGUGGUCUGUGUAUGGGACCAAAGCCCCCCCCCCCAGGCUUAUGUGUUGAGGCAUCAGCGGAAACUCCCAUCGACCAACUGUUAAGGGCCGUGGGCAGUCGUUGCCCCCCCCAAGCUGGAUCGGCCCAGUUUGGUUACCCGUGUCGCUGGGCGAGUCCACCUGUUUGACAAACUGUUGUGUUGCUCUUUCCUGGAGUUUGGUCUGUAACAUAUAAAUGGGUGGUGAUGGAUGUUUCUCUUGGACUACAACUCCCAGCGGUCCUGUUGGGGGAUGCUGGGAGUGGGUGGUCCAGAAACAGCCGGAGUGCCACAGAUUGCUGUCAUGGCUGUGUGCUGGGUGGUAGUAGUAAUAAAGAAACAAAGGUUUAUCCAGCA